GAAAUACUAAAUAUGCCAAUGGGUUUUAAUGAUCCCAGUGGAGGUAGCUCCGUGCCUACAUUUACGAAUUUAAUUAAUGCGGAGGAUAAAGAUCAUGAUCCUGUUGACUAUUCUUUUGGGCGUCAAUGA
This is a messenger RNA of Dentiscutata heterogama, 129 nucleotides long. NCBI's taxonomy places the organism in Eukaryota, Fungi, Glomeromycota, Glomeromycetes, Diversisporales, Gigasporaceae. The record is from the annotation of a GenBank genome assembly.